This is a messenger RNA of Aureobasidium pullulans EXF-150, 1068 nucleotides long. Its product is annotated as putative nuclear pore complex subunit. The record is from RefSeq and is a predicted model, not a curated record. Gene Ontology annotation, molecular function: ubiquitin binding. Bases 1 to 1068 code for a protein of 355 amino acids. Gene Ontology annotation, cellular component: mitotic checkpoint complex; kinetochore; bub1-bub3 complex. Gene Ontology annotation, biological process: mitotic spindle assembly checkpoint signaling. Lineage: Eukaryota; Fungi; Ascomycota; Dothideomycetes; Dothideales; Saccotheciaceae. The transcript is spliced from 2 exons.
AUGAGCGGCCAAAUAGAGCUCGCCAAUGCGCCAUCCGACGCCAUCUCGGCCGUCCGCUUUGCUCCUCAAUCACCAAAUCGCCUGCUGGUCGCCUCGUGGGAUCGCAAUGUCUACCUCUACGACACCAAACAAGGCGAGAACGGCUCCUUAUUGCGCAAAGUAGAGCACCGUGCUCCCGUAUUGGAUCUUUGCUUCGGCGACGAUGAUGCCACUGCCUUUACCGCUGGCCUCGACUGGGACGUCAACAGAAUAAACCUCGAAACUGGAGAGAAGACCGUCAUUUCAUCACACGAAGCUGGUGUUAAAUCCAUCGUCUACUCGGCCCAACAUCACCUGCUCGUCUCGGCAUCCUGGGACAGCACCCUCCAUGUCCACAUACUCAAUAACGGUAAUGUCGCCCACGCUCCUGCUACCGUUCCGCUGCCAUCGAAGCCCUUCUCCAUCUCCUUGACUCCUACAAAACUUGUUGUCGCCAUGGCAUCGCGUCAGAUCUUCAUCUACGACCUGGCUUCCUUGAAAAUGCUCACUUCACAAUCCGCACCCUCUCAAGAAUCCGGAAACUCAAGCAUCCUCGAGAUCCAGCCAUGGCAACAGCGCGAGAGCAGUCUGAAGUUCAUGACGCGCGCUGUUUGCUGCAUGCCCAACGAUCAAGGCUAUGCGCUUUCCUCCAUCGAGGGUCGCGUUGGUGUCGAGUGGUUUGAUCCCUCGACCGAGUCACAGGCCCGCAAGUACGCCUUCAAAUGCCAUAGACAAGCCGACGAGGGUGUUGAUGUUGUAUAUCCCGUCAACGCUCUGGCUUUCCACCCGGUACACCAAGGCACUUUUGUCAGUGGAGGCGGUGAUGGCUUUGUCGUGCUGUGGGAUGGCGUGACCAAGCGCAGAAUCAGACAGUACCAGGCCUACCCUUCCAGUGUGUCGAGUGUCUCUUGGAGCUCCGACGGCAGGUAUUUGGCUGUCGGUAUCAGCCCUGGUUUCGAAGACGGCAAGGAGGUCAUCUCGGAAGGCCAGGUCAAGCUGUACAUCAGAGAGCUUGCUGACGGAGAAGCAAAGGGCAAGAGUGCCAAAUAG